CGAUAGGCUGCUCGUCAUGAUGGGCAGCUAAAUGGGCCAAUGGCCGGGCAAGGCGGGGUGGCCGGCUCUCCCCGAGGCGCGGUUGCAGUGGGCUGCGGAGUGGAGCUCCAGAGUGCCACCAUGUUCCAGGGCACUGAGGCUGAGCCGGCCAAGCCUAGCUCCAGAGUAUUGAAGCCCCCAGGGGGAGACUCUAGUAAUCUUUUUGGGAGUACAGAAGAAGUGUCUUCUUCAAGCAGGCCACACCGAAUGGCAUCCAAUAUCUUUGGAGCAUCAGAACAACCUCAGAACAUUCCAAAAAGAACAAACCCUCCAGGAGGAAAAGAAAGUGGCAUUUUUGAGGAUUCUAGUUCUACUCAGCCUCGUCUACGCAUGAAUCCACCUGGUGGGAAGACAAGUGAUAUCUUUGGGUCUCCUGUCUCUCCUAGCAUUGUGCGAGCACACCCGAACAAACCCAAGGAUCACAUUGUCUUGAAAGAAGAGGAAAUACCAAAGAAGCUAGAAGCUACAGAAAAUAUCAAACCACACCUGGAAGACAGAGGCGAGAAAAAAGCUCUGGGCAAAGAGGAGCGAUGGAAGGAGCCAGAACCUAAGAUAGACAAUCAUGAACCCCGACUAGGGCCAAGGCCACGCUCACACAACAAAGUUCUCAAUCCACCAGGGGGGAAAUCCAGCAUUGCAUUCUAUUAGGGUUAUUGUGUCACUGUCACUAAUGGAGAAACUGUUGUCUAUGGUGGUGAGGUCAGUUUAUACACUAUUGCUUGUGAAUAGAUUCUUAGGCAGAUGGAUGAGGGUUAUGUUAGAGUAUGUAGGAAGUAUAACCGGUUGAUUUGGGGAGGACAUGCUGGGGAGGGAAUGGGUGCCUUGUGGAAGAUGUGAGUAUUGGCCUGCCUGGAUGGGUGGCAGAGCACAAUGUUAGUGUAACUUUGUGAAAAAUCAGUGCUACUUAGUGGUGAGUUCCUCACACUUCUAGGUUCUUAGCUAACUUGUGGUUCAGCAUGCUCUUGUGGAAUCAGGCUUAUCCAUUCAGCCAACAUAUCAAACACUGUGAAUGGGAAGAGGCCUGGAAGUCACACCUGAAGAUUAUGAAGUACAGCAGGUAGUCUGGGCUUUCCCCUAGGCAGUGGGAUGCAGCUUCACAGCAUGCGCUGACUUGCAGUCAUGUGACUAUAAAUACCUUCCACUGGAACGAGUAGUGCUGCCAUGGUUAAGAGUGUCUUCAGUGAUUGCUUCUUUUUCUCCUUUCUUGCUUGCAGCACAUGAUUGCUGAUACAAGGACAAAAUAAGCUGAAAGUUUCUUUUUACUCAUAAACCAUCCUAUGUUUGUAAAGAUUGUGGUCUUCCCCUCCCCAGGUAUUCAGGUCUUUUGGAUGCCUUUAGUAAUUUGCAGAUUACUGUGACUGGCUCUUCACAUGUGACAGUCCAACAUGCUGUUUCAUGUAGGUGCUUCUAGUUUAGUGCUUGUAUGUUUUCUGGUAAAGAUGUGGGUGCAAACAAUAGCUUUAUGGUACUCUUUGAACAGAGGCAAUGUGGAAGUUUACAGUUACCAUGGAGAAUAUACUGAGCUAUCAGCCAGGUCACUCUGACCCAGCCUCUGUAGAAAGGGCUUAUCUUCAGCACUGGCGUUCACUUAGCUCCCCAUGAAAAUCAGGACUGUUCUCCUAUCUCUACCACAGUUAAUUUCCUCUUGGUUUUACCUGUGCUGAGUCUGUUAGUGAAUUCUCCUGUCUUUCAUCAGCCUUACCUUUGCCUUUGACUGUCUCCUGUUGACUUUUGUUGGUAAGGUUGGGAGAAUUAUGCAAGUUCUCCCCAGCCUAGAGCAGUAAUUGAUUUUGCUGUAGAUUACCUUAGUUGGAAAAACAAAGCCAGCACAAACAGAAGGUUUGUAUUACUAAAAUCUAUCUUACUAAAAUCUAUCGUAAAUCAUGUUUGGAAGAUGUGAAUGUUUGCACAGAUGUUUUUGGGAGAGGGUUUGUUCUCUGAAUGGAUUUUAUGAUCAUAUCCAGAGCUCUGAGAUAUAUAUAUAUAUAUAUCUGUUAACUGUAGGUGCUCAAUAUUAAAUAUCUUGAAUACAGACCUUUUAAAUCUGACAUAUCAAAACAGGAGUUGUUCAGGUACACAAAAGAACAAGUGGCCUUAUUGUGUAUAUCCACUGCUGUUCUAGCCCAUGUUCCCUGGGAACUGCUGCUAUUGAGACAGGGUGCUGAGCCAGGUGCUAAACUUCUCUGUGAUUUUAAUGCUUCGUAGGCCAUGCAGUUCCCUUGUAUCAGCAGCAGUGGGUGACUGCUUUAAGACUUAGUUGCCUUUUCAAAUAGUGAAACAUAUGGGGCAGUGCUAGGAGAGAAACAGCCAUUGCAAGUAGGGAUUUAAAUGCCUUUGUAUCUUUCAGAUUGGUUUGGAGCUGCCUAUUAAUUUUCCUCCCAGGAAAACAGGGCAGUAGUUCAAACUGCAACCCUGGAAUGAACUUAAGUUACUUCCAAAACUUAUUUCUUAGCAGCUCUUCCUGAGUCUGUGCUCUCCAGCCUCUGGCUCAGUCUCGGACAUAUUAGCCAUUCCAGUUCCUUGUUCCAGUACUUGACAGGAAGCUGUCAUGUAGAAAAGUCAGCCAGAGGCUGCUUCCUACAUUUCAGGCUCUGGUAGCGGAUGUUACCUGCAAUACCAAGCAUUUGGCAUCUUUUAGUACCUGUUGUACAUUGGCUUUAGUGCCUGUCUUUUAAAAGCAACUUCUAACUAGGCCUUAAAUUAGUUAAACUAUGUUAAUUUUCUUGCAUUUCUUUCUUUGGGAUCUAAGCAGUGUUUUCAACUCUUCAGGUAAGAUUGAUCUGAGCAUUUCUCUGGGACAUAAGGGGAUUGGAAAUCAAAUGACAGAACAUGCAGUUAUCAAUAAAUCUCUGUAUUUUGUUACUUCAUUCUGUGCUGUAGAUGCCUGAUUUUAUAAAUUGGUCAGUACUCUGUUUCACCAUAGUUACACUGAUGAAUUUUAUGGUCUGAAAUGGGAAAAAAUGCACAUAUAUUUUCAGGCCUUCUGUACAUGGGACUGUACUCAGGAGCUGUGACAUCCUGCUCAAGGCUUCCUGUGAGACAGACACCUCUUAUCUGUGAUGGUGUAGGACAGUAGCAAGAGAUCAGCUUAAUGCCUUUCUGUGGACUACAUUCCAUGAUACUACACUGGGGUUCUGUUAUGUUCUUCAGCAAUAUUGUAAAUAGAAUUAAAUAUUCAAAUAUUUUAAAUAUUUCAGGCUAUUUGCAGAAAAACAUAGUAAUUCUCCUUGAGCAGGGCAUAUUCUUUAUGUGAAGUCACGCCCUUAUUUGUAUGUUUCUAGUGAGUGCAUAAAACACCUUUCAUGUGCCAGACUGCAUUGGCUGACAGAGAAGGGUACUGCAACUACUGACAUUGCAGUUCUAGGCGAUCUGGACACAGUGACCUCUCAGCCAGGUUGUUGUGUGUCUGGCAUUCAUCCCUGAACUUCCAGGCUGUGAUGCUCUCAGAGCCUCUCAGCCAGCCCUCACUCCUACAGUGACUUCUGUGUUUGGCCAUUUACAAUUCAGAACUCUCCUCUGAAGCAUGUACAGUUUGGGUAGGAUCUGCAUAAUGUGGGAAUGUGGCAAUGUCCUUGAUAGCCCAUCAGCAAUGAAGGACUGUCUUUCCUUUGAGCUGCAGCCUCCAGUAGACUGCAGUAUACCUCCACUUUGCAACUGUGUGUGUUACCUCAUUGCUUUCCCCAGAGCUGCCGGUUUGUAGCUAAACACUUGGGAUAGAAUGUUUUCUGAGUUGCUGUUUCAGUCUGGGAAGGAAAAUGAUGGUGUCCAUAGUGAGCUUAGCCUAGGAAGUGGUUAAAGGAGGACUUGCAUACUUUCAUGAGUCAUAUGUGGUUCUAGGCAUAUCUGGUGCUUAGUCCCUAAACAUGUCACUGUGCCUGUCCUGUACAAGACCUCACGGCUCUAGUGAACAGCCCAGCUGCAGUGUGUCAUCCUUCCUGAUACCCAUGUGUGCCAGUUAAGCCAGAUCAUGCAUGUUUUUCCCUGUGAAGACUGCUGGCUACUGUGCCAAACCUUUAAAGCAAGCACUGUCCGAUACUGUUGCAUCACUGCAUCACACCCUGCAUUGCAAUUUCAAUGAGGAAGAUUAAUGUCCUCUGUUGGUGUUUUAAGCAGCAUUACUGUGAGUUUUUAAGCACUAAAUGAGUUACUGCUGUAGUAUGUUCCCUGGAAGGUUGUCAGAGUUGCUUAUGAUCAAUAUGAUCACCACGUUAAUGGUGUGUGGAUGUCCAAGAGUCCUGGCUACCUGGGUGAUUCUGUGAUAGAGGUGAUCACCCAGUGAUUUUUCCAAGCCCCUGAUGUGUCUCUUGUUGAAUUUCAGCUUGAAGCUCUGCUGAAACCAUGUAUCGCCUCCCUUUGAAAAAGGUGAUGGAUUGUCAUGGAGGCUGGAAUUUUCCAUUGUUUCUGAAGGAGCAAAGAUAGGUCACGGUAUCCUGGCUGUGGGGAGACUUGGUCAUAUGUAAGCUUUUUCUGUCAUUACUGGUUAUCAGCUGUGCAAGAAGUGGACUGGGUAAUAAUUCAUUGCUGGCCAAAAACUGAUGCCCAGAAGUCUCCCAGCAGGCAAAGCUGGCUGCCUAGGCUGUUCCCACUUGAACACAGUUGGUGAGCAGGAAGAGGCAGAUUUAAAUUACUGGACUAAAUUAGCAGCCCUGAUUAUUGUUGUAGUUUUAUCUUGCUUCUGGGAAUAAAGACAGUCUUAUCUUGAA
Parus major (Great Tit) is the source of this 4742-nucleotide messenger RNA. RefSeq names its product Jupiter microtubule associated homolog 2 (gene JPT2). The transcript has 5 exons. Lineage: Eukaryota; Metazoa; Chordata; Aves; Passeriformes; Paridae. Gene Ontology annotation, cellular component: nucleus. Bases 40 to 687 code for a protein of 215 amino acids. The record is from RefSeq and is a predicted model, not a curated record.